AUGGAUAAGGCGGGCUCGCUGCACACCUCGGUGCCCGCGCCGCCGCCCCGGCUCUACCUGCCGCGCAACUUCAGCUGCAGCGCUUGCCUCUAUGGCAGCCUGGCCGAGCAGUGCAAGGGGGGCUGCAGCCCCGACGGCGACGCCGCGCCCCCGCCCGUGACCAGGAAGCCGCCGGCCCUGGGCGACCUGGAGCCGGUGCUGUUCGGGCCGCCGCCGCCGCUGCUGGAGCCGCUCUUCCCGCCGCAGCCCGGCGCCAGCCCCGGCUUCGCGGAGCGGGUGCGGCGGCACAAGGUGAGGCUGGAGUGGGUGCGGGCCGAGCCGGCGGGGCUGCGCGGCGCCGUGCGCGUCCUCAACCUGGCCUACGAGAAGGCCGUGUCGGUGCGCUACACGCUCAACGCCUGGGCCAGCUGCGCCGAGGUGCCCGCCGCCUACCAGCCGGCCGGGCCGGCGGACGGCCUCACCGACCGCUUCGCCUUCCUCCUGCCCCUGGGCGCCGCCGCCGCCGAGGCCGCCCUGGAGUUCGCCGUCCGCUACCGCGUCGCCGGCGCCGAGUACUGGGACAACAACGAGGGCAAGAACUACCGGCUGCACCAGCAGGGUCAGGGCUCUGGAAGCGCGGAGGGCAGUGUCAUAGGGCAUCCAGCCAGCCAUCCUGUUUGCCUAAUCCUGCUUAAGCAAAGCCCGGCUCCGGCGAGGUGCUGGAUCUGUGCUUAGAGCCUCGCUGACCCACUCGUGGUCAUUGCCCUGCGGGGUUAAGGGCCCGACAGGGCAGGGUUAAGGGACAGACUGCGGUUUUGAACCCAAAAAGGCAAGAGUACGGAUGCCCCCGGGAGUAGCUGUGUUUCAUCGCGCUGUAAAAGCGACCGAUCGGUUUAAAGCAAAGAUACACAUAUUUUUUUAAAUUUUGAACCCUCUUUCAUGUGUUUAAGCAUAUUCAGAGAAGAAAAAUAACACCACACACCAACUGAAAUGCAACCCACUGAGAGAUUUUAAAAAGCAAGUGUUUCGUUUUCAGGUUCACGUGGCACGUUGCAAAGGUUUGUCAGGAUCUGAUGUUUGCUUCAGUAGGAUUGGUCCCAUAAAGCUGCUUGUGUUCAGGUCAGCAGGAAAGUCGCGGAACUGCACCCAAGGAACUAGAGAUGGCAGGAGUUGAAUCCCUAAUUUUAGUCUGCAUCCCAAGCAACACUUUCAGUUGUAUUCCUGUUAACAGUUUAACUGAACUUCUUAUGCUGAGCUGUCGGUGCGGGAGCCUGCUUUCUGAAAAACAAAAUGCUCCAAAUUUUUCAUAAUUUCAGCAAGUGACAGAUUUCACAAAACUGGCUAAAUUUAGUCAGACAAAUUGAAGAAAGUCAUAUCUUGCCAUAUAAAAAUAUAUCAAUAAAAAUUACAGAGCAUGCUGACUUCUGCCUUCAAAGAUAGGUUUUAAAUUAUAUUAGUGGUAAACAUAGUAUUUUCCUUUUAAAACUUGCUUUUUCAGGAGUUCAGCUGAAUGCAAGUUGUGCUGGUGCCAAAUCUGGGUGCUAAUUUUCCAGGAUUUAGGCGUGUAUGUGUUUGCAGGAGAGGGACCUCUAGAAACGUGACUUCUGAGAGUGGUAAAACCGAUGUCAGUGUGAUCUUCCGAUUAUGAAGGGCUGUAAGAUCAGGCCUUUAAUGUUUUGGAUCUUCUGUAGAUUGUUUAGGAACGAAAUGUGAUUUUUGACUGUGUUUUUGUGUCCCAAAUGGC
Messenger RNA from Haliaeetus leucocephalus (bald eagle), 1723 nucleotides. RefSeq names its product protein phosphatase 1 regulatory subunit 3E-like. The record is from RefSeq and is a predicted model, not a curated record. The transcript is spliced from 3 exons. Bases 1 to 714 code for a protein of 237 amino acids. Lineage: Eukaryota; Metazoa; Chordata; Aves; Accipitriformes; Accipitridae. Gene Ontology annotation, biological process: regulation of glycogen biosynthetic process. Gene Ontology annotation, cellular component: protein phosphatase type 1 complex. Gene Ontology annotation, molecular function: protein phosphatase 1 binding; glycogen binding.